AAGGGGUUCAGUCGGUCUUCCCACCAGUGGACACACCAAUUAGUUCACACCACACCGGGCAGAGGCUGGUCAACUGCUGAAUUUCUGGGAAAGGAUUCACUCAGUCAUCUGACCUAAUGGCUCACCAGCGAGUUCACGCUCGGGAGCAGCCGUUCACCUGCUCAGACUGUGGGAAAGGAUUCACUUGGUCAUCUAACCUGAAGAAACAUCAGCGAGUUCACACUGGAGAGAGGCCAUACACCUGCUCAGAAUGUGGGAAAGGAUUCACUUCCUCAGAUAAACUGAAGAUUCAUCAGCGGGUUCACACUGGGGAGAGGCCGUUCACCUGCUCAAACUGUGGGAAGGGAUUCACUCAGUCAUCUAAACUGAAGGAACAUCAGCGAGUUCACACUGGUGAGAGGCCAUUCACAUGCUCAGACUGUGGGAAGGGAUUCACUCGGUCAUCCAACCUGCUGGCACACAAGUUAGUUCACACUGGGGAGAGGCCUUUCACCUGUUCAGACUGUGGGAAGGGAUUCUCUUUGUCAUCCCAACUGAAGGGACAUCACCGAGCUCACACUGGGGUUUGGCCAUUCAUCUGCUCAGACUGUGGGAAAGGAUUCACUCAGUUAUCAAAACUGGAGGUACAUCAGCGAGUUCACACUGGAGAGAGGCCAUUCACCUGCUCAGACUGUGGGAAGGGAUUCACUCAGUCAUCUAUUCUGAAGUUACAUCAGCGAGUUCACACUGGGGAGCGGCCGUUCACCUGCUCAGACUGUGGGAGGGGAUUCACUUGCUUAUCUAAUCUGAAAGGACAUCAGAGAGUUCACACUGGUGAGAGGCCAUUCACAUGCUCAGACUGUGGGAAGGGAUUCAUUCUGUCACACGAACUACUGGUACACAAGUCAGUUCACACUGGGGAGUGGCCGUUCACUUGCUCAGACUGUGGUAAGGGAUUCUCUCAGUCAUCCCAACUGAAGGUACAUCAGCGAGUUCACACUGGAGAGAGGCCAUUCACCUGCUCAAACUGUGGGAAAGGAUUCACUCAGUCAUCCAAGCUGAAGGUACACCAGCGAGUUCACACUGGAGAGAGGCCGUUCACCUGCUCAGACUGUGGUAAGGGAUUCACUUGCUCAUCUGAACUGAAGGUACAUCAGCGAGUUCACACUGGGGAGAGGCCGUUCACCUGCUUAGACUGUGGGAAGGGAUUCACUCAGUCAUCGCAUCUGAAGGUACAUCAGCGAGUUCACACUGGAGAGAGGCCGUUCACCUGCUCAGACUGUGGGAAGGGAUUCACUUGUUCAUCCCAACUGAAGGUACAUCAGCGAAUUCACACUGGGGAGAGGCCGUUCACCUGCUUAGACUGUGGGAAGGGAUUCACUCGGUCACCUCAACUACAGAGACACCAGCGAGUUCACACUGAGUAGACUGGUCAGUCUUUGGGAAAAGUUUCUCUCAGCCAAAUCAACCAAAAUGGGCAUCAGCAAGUUCACACUGCGGAGUGGCCGUUCACCUGCGGUGAAUGUGGGAAGUGAUUCACUAAGUAAUCUAAGCUUAUGUAACUCUCACUUUAGCUAGCAGCUUGAUAUAGCUUAAUUUGCCCCCGGCCCCAGCCCGGCCAAACUUAAGAAAUCUCAUUUGGGUGGAUGCUGCAUGAUGCAUCCCCUGUUACAAAUCAGUACUGUACCCCGAAAUAACAAACGGUACACAAUAUGUGAUUAAACAAUUGAGAUUUAUAAUUCUUACUUUGACUAUAGGGUUAGUAAAGAAAACAAAAAAAAAGAAACAGAGCCCACUCUCUCCAUUCGCAUCUUCUCAUCUCUCCCCAGCAAAAGACCAUGAAAAUCUCUCUUCCAGACUCACAAGAAGGAACAUUUCUCUCAUUGGACAGACCCGCACUCCAAAUCCCUGUUUUCUAUAGUCGUAACCUAAACAUUGUUAUACUUGUGACAGACUACCGGGUUCACACCAGGGAGAAAGUUUCAAUAAGCUGCAUGCUGGAUAUUUUUCCAUCACCGUUGCUGAAUGCAAUUUCGAGACUGACUGUCGGUGCUGAACUCUGCAAUUAUUGCUGCUGCUCACCACACCCAGUUCUGCACCCUGGUCACUGGGCAUGGGAGGAGUUUCUUCUGCUGCACAUUCACCUUUAAUGGGACUGGAGUUUAAUAUUCUGGUUCUGAGACAAAUAAGUCAGUUCUAUUUUAAACUCUGUCUCCGGUACGUAAUGAAUUUAUAACACACCUUGUGC
Messenger RNA from Hypanus sabinus (Atlantic stingray), 2227 nucleotides. RefSeq names its product zinc finger protein 229-like. The record is from RefSeq and is a predicted model, not a curated record. Gene Ontology annotation, molecular function: RNA polymerase II transcription regulatory region sequence-specific DNA binding; DNA-binding transcription factor activity, RNA polymerase II-specific. Gene Ontology annotation, biological process: regulation of transcription by RNA polymerase II. NCBI's taxonomy places the organism in Eukaryota, Metazoa, Chordata, Chondrichthyes, Myliobatiformes, Dasyatidae. Bases 117 to 1406 code for a protein of 429 amino acids. The transcript has a single exon. Gene Ontology annotation, cellular component: nucleus.